AUGGGCCUGCCCAUACGAACGCCCAGCGCCAGAAGGGGGGUGCGGGGCGCCAGGUCGCUCACGGGCGACCUACGGCGAGAUUCCCCGUCCGCGGCGGCCGACAGAGGUGCCACCGCUCGGGUACGGCGUGCGUUCUCCGUUUACCCGUCGAGCCCUCGCCACUCCUUCUAUCCGGCCGGCUUCGCGCUGCCGCUCGCUACCGUGCAGCAGAGCGUAGCGGCGGUUUCCCCCACGAGCUCCCCCUCGCGCACGAGCGGGGCUUUCGCAGCUCCGGCGACCGACGCGGACAACGCGGGCGAGCGGCUCUGUGGUGGGAAUUCAGAACGACCCGCGUCCUUCCGAAUCAGCAGAAUUGGGAACGACGUGAAGCAAUACAGUGUUAAGCCACAUCCAGUACAAGAGGGAAGAAAAAGCAAAAUGUUCAAAGUAUCAGAUCUUCAGCACCGUGUCCGUUGAGAACUUAAACAUCUUCAUCGCUGCCUGCUU
This is a messenger RNA of Aegilops tauschii subsp. strangulata, 486 nucleotides long. The record is from RefSeq and is a predicted model, not a curated record. NCBI's taxonomy places the organism in Eukaryota, Viridiplantae, Streptophyta, Magnoliopsida, Poales, Poaceae.